This is a messenger RNA of Gossypium arboreum, 3204 nucleotides long. RefSeq names its product probable alpha,alpha-trehalose-phosphate synthase [UDP-forming] 9. Gene Ontology annotation, biological process: trehalose biosynthetic process. Bases 252 to 2837 code for a protein of 861 amino acids. The record is from RefSeq and is marked provisional. Gene Ontology annotation, cellular component: cytosol. Lineage: Eukaryota; Viridiplantae; Streptophyta; Magnoliopsida; Malvales; Malvaceae. Gene Ontology annotation, molecular function: catalytic activity. The transcript has 4 exons.
ACGCUUUGAUUCAUUCAUUCAUCCAUUCCAGCACAUCUUCCAUUUUCUUCUUCUCCCUUCUUUCCUCACGCCUUACCCUUCUCUUUCUACUUUAUCUUCUUCAACUUUAACGAACUUUCCCAUUUCCUUUCGAAACCCACAAAUCCGCCUCUCCUCCGCCGUAGAUUUUUUUCAACCGCCGUGACCUGCAAAUCUGUGAACAUUUUAAUCGAAACAAUUUCUUGUAGUGAGGGUUUUGUUUGUAUGCUUUCAUGGCAUCAAGAUCAUGUGCAAAUUUUUUACACUUAGCCUCUGGGAAUCUACUUGAUAUUCCUCAAACUCCGAGAGGUCUUCCUCGGGUAAUGACUGUUCCUGGGAUUAUCUCUGACAUGGACUCUUGUAGCAGUAAUGAUGGGGAUUCAGAUGUUGCUUCAUCUGGGUGUAGAGAACGCAAAAUUAUAGUGGCAAAUAUGUUACCUUUGCAUGCUAAAAGAGAUGGUGAAACUUCGAAAUGGCGCUUCAGCUGGGAUGAGGAUUCACUUUUACUACAUCUAAAGGAUGGGUUUUCUCCUGAAAUGGAGGUUGUAUACGUAGGAUCUCUCAAGGUUGAUAUAGAUGUGAAUGAACAGGAAGAAGUUGCCCAAAAGCUGUUAGAAGAUUUCAAUUGCGUCCCUACAUUUGUACCUCAUGAUUUGCAGAAGAAGUUUUAUCUUGGCUUCUGCAAACAGCAUUUGUGGCCUCUUUUUCACUACAUGCUGCCCAUGUGUCCUGACCAUGGCGAUCGGUUUGACCGUAUUUUAUGGCAGGCAUAUGUUUCUGCUAAUAAAAUAUUUGCUGACAAGGUUAUGGAAGUAAUCAAUCCAGAUGAUGAUUAUGUCUGGAUUCAUGAUUAUCAUUUGAUGGUUCUUCCCACAUUUUUGAGGAAGCACCUGAAUAGAAUCAAGCUUGGUUUUUUCCUCCACAGCCCGUUCCCUUCAUCAGAAAUAUAUCGAACAUUGCCUGUUCGGGAUGAAAUUCUGAGGGGACUACUGAAUUGCGAUCUAAUUGGUUUUCAUACGUUCGAUUAUGCACGACAUUUCUUAUCUUGCUGCAGUAGAAUGCUGGGUCUUGAUUAUGAAUCUAAAAGAGGGCAUAUUGGUCUUGAUUACUUUGGUCGCACGGUUUUUAUUAAAAUUCUACCUGUAGGAGUUCAUAUGGGUAGACUUGAAUCAGUCUUGAAUCUUUCCUCUACUGCUGCCAGGGUCAAAGAGAUUCAGAAACAGUUUGAAGGGAAAAAAUUGAUUCUUGGCAUAGAUGAUAUGGAUAUUUUCAAAGGCAUCAGUCUUAAAUUACUGGCUGUGGAACAGCUCUUACAGCAGCACCCAGACCUGCAGGGUAAAAUAGUCCUGGUUCAGAUUGUGAAUCCUGCAAGGGGCUUUGGAAAGGAUGUCCAGGAGGCUAAGAAGGAGACUUAUAUGACUGCUAAAAAGAUCAAUGAGGUUUAUGGUUCCCCCAAUUAUCAGCCAGUGAUUUUGAUUGAUCGCCCUGUUCCCCGUUAUGAGAAAUCGGCCUAUUAUGCGCUAGCAGAAUGUUGCAUAGUAAAUGCUGUGAGGGAUGGGAUGAACCUGGUUCCUUACAAGUAUAUUGUUUGUCGGCAGGGAACUCCUGGCAUGGAUGAGGCACUGGGUGUAAAGCCAGAAUAUCCACGAACAAGCAUGCUUGUUGUUUCUGAGUUCAUCGGUUGCUCACCAUCUUUAAGUGGAGCGAUUAGGGUAAAUCCAUGGGAUAUUGAUGCUGUGGCUGAGGCUUUAAAUACAGCUAUUACCAUACCUGAGUCAGAGAAGCAAUUGCGACAUGAGAAACACUACCGGUAUGUCAGCACUCAUGAUGUGGCAUAUUGGGCUCGCAGCUUUGUGAUGGACUUGGAUAGAGCAUGCCAGGAUCACUAUAGUAAACGUUGCUGGGGCAUUGGUUUGGGCCUAAGUUUCAGAGUUGUGUCUCUUUCACCUAAUUUUAGGAGGCUAGCUAUCGAUCACAUUUGUUCAGCAUAUAGACGAACAAGUAGAAGAGCAAUAUUCCUGGACUAUGAUGGCACUCUUGUUCCUGAAGCUUCCAUUAUCAAAACUCCUAGCCCUGAGGUUAUCUCUAUCAUUAAGACCCUCUGUGAUGAUCCUAAGAACACAGUGUUUAUUGUUAGUGGGAGAGGAAGAGCUUCGCUUAGUGAUUGGCUUGCUCCAUGUGAGAAGCUGGGGAUAGCCGCUGAACACGGGUACUUCAUAAGAUGGAGUAAAGACUCCGAAUGGGAAACCAGCCCUGUUGGUGCUGACCUUGAAUGGAAAAAGAUUGUUGAACCUGUUAUGAGCCUGUAUAGAGAGGCAACUGAUGGCUCCAGCAUAGAGACCAAGGAGAGUGGUUUGGUGUGGCACCAUCAAGAUGCAGACCCUGACUUCGGAUCAUGCCAAGCCAAGGAAUUGUUGGAUCAUUUGGAAAGUGUUCUCGCAAAUGAACCAGCGGUUGUCCAUAGAGGCCAGCAUAUUGUUGAAGUUAAGCCGCAAGGAGUAAGCAAAGGGCUGGUAGCAGAGAAAGUUUUGUCGAGAAUGGUCAAUGGUGGGAAGCCACCUGAUUUCGUGAUGUGUGUUGGUGAUGAUAAAUCCGAUGAAGAUAUGUUUCAGAGCAUAUUAACUUCAGUUUCUAAUCCAUCCUUGCCUGUGGCUCCGGAAAUCUUUGCAUGCACAGUUGGGCGAAAGCCUAGCAAAGCUAGGUAUUACCUCGAUGACACUGCAGAUGUUUUAAAGUUACUUAAAGGCCUUGCAACUGCUACAAUUUCAAAGCCUAGGUGCCUGCCUGAGAUUAAGGUAUCUUUCGAGAGUAAUGCUUGACACAAACAGGGUAGCCGGCCUAAAUUUACCAGUUCUAUACGUUGGGAGUGUCUGAUUUGCUUCAAGGGAUUCCCUUGAAUGAGAAAAACUUUGAUCAUAACUCAUCCGAAUCGUGAUUGGCACUUGCUAGCAUAGAGAUGGUGGCAGGAGCCGAAAUGCUAAGAUUAACUGCGAGAGAGAGAGGAAUUGAUAUUAUUACUGUAAAUGACGAUAGGGGAAUUAUGCAUUUUUCUGGUGCAGGCAAAAACUAAAUGGUGGGAUGAGUUCGUAGUUCUCACUUUGUUUAUAAUGGUAUUACUGAUUAGAGGCACCUUUGACUUGUAUAGAUACAUUGCUUUCCAAUACAAAUCGCCAAUUUGUUUUUCAA